Gadus macrocephalus (Pacific cod) is the source of this 5150-nucleotide messenger RNA. It is a transcript of the gene ell2, whose product is annotated as elongation factor for RNA polymerase II 2. The record is from RefSeq and is a predicted model, not a curated record. The transcript has 12 exons. Gene Ontology annotation, cellular component: transcription elongation factor complex. NCBI's taxonomy places the organism in Eukaryota, Metazoa, Chordata, Actinopteri, Gadiformes, Gadidae. Gene Ontology annotation, biological process: positive regulation of transcription elongation by RNA polymerase II; snRNA transcription by RNA polymerase II; transcription elongation by RNA polymerase II. Gene Ontology annotation, molecular function: cis-regulatory region sequence-specific DNA binding. Bases 34 to 2193 code for a protein of 719 amino acids.
GCCGUGUCGGGAAGGGGAGUCGAGGUCUGCUAAAUGAUCCACCGUCAGAGGGACGAUGGUGGAGGGCUGGUAAAGAUGGCGGCGCUCUCCCAGGAUGGGAGAUAUGGAUUGAAUUGUGGCCGAGGGAAUGCAGACAGAGUGACCGUUUUGCAUGUCAAAUUGACCGAGACGGCUGCGAGAGCCAUCGAGAGCCACCAAAACUGUAAGAAUGUACCUUCUUUACGGCCAUUAAUACAAUUCAAGGGACUCCAAGGCUGCAUUAAGAUUCCCAGGACGGAUUCCCCUUCAGACGCCUUCCAUAAUUUUGAGUUUUACUUGUCUAAUGUUGGCAAAGACAACCCUCAGGGAAGCUUUGAAUGCAUUGAACAAUAUGCAACAAGCCUGGGAGCCUCCCACCUGGCUUCCAUGGGGACCGUACAGGACAAGGUCACCGUGUGUGCCACCAAUGACUCGUACCAGGUGACCCGAGAACGCAUGACCCAGGCCGUGGAGGAUACACGUGAACGCGGGACCAAAGUCAUCAAGCCUGGGGGCAAGUACCGAGGAAAGCAAGUUCAGAUGCGCAAGCCCGGGAUGUCGGCGCCUGACGUGGUGCCUGAGCGCAAGCGGUCCACGCCCAUCAACCCAGCCAACACCAUCCGCAAGUGCCUUAGCAACAACCCCGUGUCCCAGCGGCCCUACCGCGACAGGAUCAUCCACCUGCUGGCCCUCAGGUCCUACAAGAAGCUGGAGGUGCUGGCCCGGCUACAGCGCGACGGCGUCAGCCAGAAGGACCGCAGCUCUCUGGGAAGCACCUUGCAACAGGUGGCGAAUCUGAACCCCAAAGACAACUCGUACUCAUUAAAGGACUUCAUGUUCCGUGACAUCCAGAAAGACUGGCCCGGUUACUCUGAAGACGAUAAGGUCCAAGUGGAGCGUAACAUUAUUCGUAAACUGGGUCUACCUGAGCCCCUUCCAUCCAGCUGUUCUCCUAAAGACAACCUCACCUUGUCCCCACAGAAACGACCGCCGGAAGGAGACUUCAUCGACCCACUCGCCCCCAAGAAGCCUCGCAUCUCCCAUCUCAGCAGCCGGGGUCCCGCCACGUCCUCCACCUCCUCGGACCGCCCUCGCGAGGACGAGGGCUCCAAGCGCCUCUCCCUCCCCUCCGGCGUCACCUCCGCCCCGCCCACGCACCUGCCGGCGUCCUCCCACCACCACCACCACCAGCAGCCCAGCCCGGCCUCCCACUCCAACUCCCCCAGCACCCCCGAGGGCUGCGGCACCCAGGACCUGCCCCUGGACCAGAGCUCCUCCUGCAGGGACCCUUCGCCCAGCCCCACCCGUAGCCCCCCACCCUCCGACCGGACCCCGCUGGACCGCUACCUGCCGCCGGGCCCCGGGCCUGCCGCCUCCCCUCCCCCGGCCCCGGCCCCUCCCCCCCCGCGGACCUCCCUGACGGUGAGCUCCACCGUCAUCAGCAGCAGCCCGGUCCCGUUCAGCAGCACUAGUAAGAAGCCCAAGAAGGCCAAGAAGCACAAAGAGAAGGACCGAGAGAGGGAGAAGGGGAAGCGCAAGGAGAAGUCCAGCUCUGGGCCGACUCCUACUCCUACUCCCACCCCCACGCCUCUUCCUCCUCCUCCUCCUCCCCCUCCUCCUGCCCCCCCCAGGGUGGUAGAGCCGCCGCCUGUAGAGCUGCCUCCUGUAGAACAGCCUCGUGUAGAGGAGGCACAGAGGCCCAGGAAGAAGCCGCGUUUGGACAGGGAGGAGAGGGAGGACGUCACCAAGCUUCCGCAUAAAGACAAGGAUUCCUCUGAAAAAGGGAAGCCGGUCCAUUCCACAGACAUUACUCCCCCCAUCGUGGUGGCUGAGUAUCUGAGCAAGUACACGCCGCUGUUAUCCCUGGACCAGCGGCAGAACUACAAAGACGACUUCAACUCAGAGUAUGACGAGUACCGGGUCCUGCACGCACGUGUGGAGAGCACCACUCGCCGCUUCACCCAGCUGGACGGCCAGUGCAAGAAGCUGGUGCCCGGCACCAAAGAGCACCAGAAGGUACACGAUGAAGUCCUGAAGGAGUACAAGAAAAUCAAACAACAGAGCCCCAACUACCACGAGGAGAAGCAGCGCUGUGAGUACCUGCACAACAAGUUGGCCCACAUCAAGCGGGUGAUCGCCGACUUUGAUCACCGCCGGGCCCAGGCUUGGAGCUGAGAUGGGUGCUCCACCUGCCGGCUGUCCCCAUACAUUUUCACUAGAUCAGUAUUGAGAGAGAGGAGUGCAUUGAUUGGGGGAAGAGAGGGAGAGAGAGGGGUAUCCAAAACGGCUUAUUUAUUAUACCUCCUCUGUUACUGCCUCUCUUAUCAGCACCCCUCUUGCCCACAUUUCAAACAUCAAACCUAUUGUCAUUCCUUCCCUCUUUUGUCACCCUCUUUGAUUCCACGCAUGUCCUGCAGUUCUCAACUUUAAAAAAAAAAAAAAAAAAAAACGAAAGAAAAAGAGCCCCUCCUUUUCAGUUCUUUUUGUAAUAUAUGAUUUAAGUAAGUCUCUGCUGGAUUUCUGGACCACUGAACCAGUGGAAGGAUCGCCAUGCAUGUGGGACAGGGUUUGGGGAAAUAUGGAACUCUUCUAGUCUUCUGAAGGACUUUAUCUCAAGACAUAAAAAAAGAACAAAAAAAUGUAUUUUUCAGCAGCAGAGUAAAUAUGAACCUGUAUUUAAGUAAAAGUUGAGAGGGAGAUCUAUUUAUUUUGAGACUCGCAGUGAAAGAGCAAGAGUCUACAGAUGAUUUAUUGUUUAAAAAGAGAAAAAGUUAAACUUCUGUCAAAACCAAUGCAAAAAAUGACCAUGGGCCUUAUGUGUUUGACUUUCUGAAGCCAUUUUGCACGCAAACAUCCAUAUGUCAUGUCAGUUCGCAAACGUGGCUCCACUGCCUCGUUUUCCUACCCCGCCCCCUCCCCAUUCCUUAGCCUUCACUAUUAACUGUGCUGGACUAUCUUCCUCUGCUCCAACACAUCGAGUUCUGAGCGGGACAGGAAAGGGAAAAUGAGAUUAGCAGAACAAAUCAAGUGAGCUGAACGAGUUGCCAAUAGUAUCUGUGCAUGGAUCGUGAACUAAGCUGUAUUAGCCAUAUUGGAUGGUUCAGGGGUUUGGUGACAAAAAGAGAGAAAAAAAAAGUAUAGUGCCCUCUUUAUGUCAGGUGGGAGAGGCGGGGUGGGGGGGUCAGUGUUCUGUGUCCACGCUGCAUCAAGGGUGCUGCAUCAAGGGUGCCUUAAGGUGUUUACUCUGAGACAUCAGCUGGAGCAGAUCAUAGAGGUCCCUGAGGCUAUACAGAGAAACUACAGCUGCCUGACAAGUGUGUGUGUGUGUGUGUGUCUGUGUCUGUUUGUGUGUGUGUGUCUUUCUGUCUGCUUGUGUGUGCGUGUGCAGUUAAGGGAGCAAAUUUUUUUUUUUGUCUGGAUGUGAGUGUUACUACGUGUGCCUGAGUACGUUUGCGCACAACUGUGCAUUAACAGGAGUGACCGGUGAAAAUAAAAAAGGUAAAUGAAAAUCCAAUCGUGAGGAAAAAAAAGUGAGAAAAAAAAUGUAAAAGGAAAAAAAGCUGCUAUAGUGUUUAAUGAAGCCCGCCAGGUGGUUCAGUGUUUACCCUGGCUCAACUAACCCACGUUAUCGAUCGGGCAGAUAGGGAGGAAGCCCUCUCCUAGAGCAGCGGAUUUCUAGCAAGACUGGAAAAAGAACUGGGCCAACCUUCAGCUUUAGCCAUUGGAAAACAGGCCACUCUCUGUUAGCCAUUGAAAGGAAAUUGUCAUCCAUCAGAGAACAAAUCUUCAUUGUAUUGUCACGAAUAAUGCUUUUGAUUCUCAAUUUGAGUUGUCAUAGUGGCAGAGCAGUGUAAGAAUUGUAAAAAAGCUUGCCUCCAUCAAAACAUUUAUUUUGACGGAUGGAUGAAUGGGUUCCAAUGAAAAUCGAAUAUAUUUUUGCGUCUAUUUUAACAAGGGAAACGAUAUGUUUACAGUCCUGUGUUAGGAUGUUUGCCAAAAAAGAGAAAAAGUAACACUUCUGGUAUUGUCACCAUGGAGUAAAAUUUGAUUUAAUCAUAUUUUUUUUUUUCAACACUCGACAUUGAUACUGGAAAAGUUGUUGUUUCACUUCCCUUUAAAAUAAAUUAAGUAAAGUCACUUGGGUCUUAAGGUGGGGAGAGGAGGUAUUUAUUUAGUUCUCCUGGAGAAAUCCACAAUGUAACGCCUGACUCGGUGUUGCAGGGAAGCCGGGUUGUCAGUCCCUUUCAGCAACCUGGUCUUUUGAACAUUGAGUCUGUUUUGAUGACACGGCGGUGUCAUAAAUGAUUGCACAAGCCUCUGGAUUCUGACACUGUCAAACGACUAGUCUCUGCAGUAGACUAGUUUUUAUGGUGGCCUGUCGGAAGUGAACAGAUACAAUGACAGAUUUUUAUUUGCGUAGUAGUCCUUUAAGGAAACCAAAGCUCUUGGUAACAUACUGCACAUACAAUAAACACUUGUAUCCGGAAAUUGUCAAGUAUAAAGAUGCAUCGACGGAAAUGGCCUGGUAAUGAACACAGAAGUCAAACUUUUUUUUAUUUUCUGUUCAUUUCAUCCUUUCUAGCCCGCAUUGUAUUAGGACAAUUUGAGUUGCGAGAGGGCUCACACCAAAGCUUAUCAUAUGCAGCAGGUUAGCGGUAGUCCUACCAACUGUUUCCUUCUCCGAGCCUCUCUCCCCCCUUAUUCGUCACUAAUUGUAGCAAUCUUCAGACGUUAAGCCCCUCGCCUUACUGGACCUCUGGGAAAGCAUGGAGCACAUGCUAGCCAUUAGAUCCCAUUCAUUCUGCAGCUUUAAGACGUUUGCUGUCCCUGCCACAACCCCACGGGGCUGGCUUGAGCCAAUCUCGGCAGCAGUGGCAAACGCAGAGGGCUGAGAAGAGAUUUAGAUAAAGGAGUCUUAACAAGCCAGGCUCCAUAAGUGAAUCAUCUCAGUCCAAACUAUGGAGGAAGAGUUUUGUCCACCAAAAUAGUUAAUUGAAGGGGAGAGAGAUACAGAUAUCAUGGGUAUGUUUGCUAAGAGAGACCACUGAAAUGUAACCUUAUUGUGAAUGAAAUCUGAGCCUGUCCACCAGGCGAUGUAAAUCAAUAAAGAUUACCCAAGUUGUAUCUGGAAA